UAAUUUUCGCGUUUAAUUAAUUAAGGAAUUAAAUUUCUCGCGUCAUUUAAUAUUUGACAGCACCACACCUGCUUUGAAAACAUUGAUUUGACUCGUGUCACUUUCGCUGGCAGAACUGUCAAGUUUGUUUUGAUUUAGUUUUAGAAAGAAAAUAUGUCGCGAGUUUAAUUAGGAUUUUUUAUGAAAACUUGCGAUUCGAGGUGCCUCCAUUCUUUUGCUUCGACACGCAUCUAGUGGAGGAUUGCGGAGGCGAAGGCAUCGGCAGUAUGUCGGACGAUUUGGAGUUCGACGAGCUGAACGACUGGGAAGAGUGCACGAAGAUUUAGUCCGGUUGAAACAGAGGGAAGCGAGGUUGCAGCUGGAUCUGAACGUGUUGAUGAUGCCGAACAUGCUAGAAACGCAGCAUCCGACGUCACAUCCGGCAAUGCAGCAGCAUCAUUUGGAGAAAUCGCAGCAGCGGGGAGAAAAGUGGUUUCUUCAUCGGUCUUCAGCCAAACUUUCCGUUGUCGAAACCCGCUUAGAUGCGUAUCUUUUUGGCGGACGAAUUCCCGGCAUAACGAAUCAGUCGACGUUUACGAUUCCAGUAAACUUUCCUCCGGCGUUUAACAUGGUUGCCGCCGUUGAACUUCAACCAGCGGCUAGUUCAGGAGGUUCAGCAAAAUCAUCCGGUGUUGAAUCAGCACCGUUAUCAUCAACAGCAGCAGCAGGGUCAGAAUCCCUGUCAGCAGCAGCCCAAAAACUGCAAAAUUACCAGCAGAACCAGAAAAAGAUGCAACACCAUCGUGGCAGGCUGAACCGAUCGGGGGAGUACGAAGCGUACGCGAUUGUCCCAUUGUUAUAAAUAAAUACAAGUUGUUUUAAACCCUAGUUUAUAUUUCAAAGCAAUUUCAUUCACCAUAUUCUGGCCACCGUGAUGCGAUAUUCGAGCGGUCGUUAAGUACCUUUAACUACCGACUGAUGCGUGACUGCAACUGGGCGAUGCGCACCCGGUUCGGGAGGAUGCAGCACUCGUCCAGCAGAAGGUCGUUCGGCUUGUUGGCGCGUUUUCGGAGCAGACUGACCUCUUCCACAUCCGACCCCGUUGACCGUCAGGGUCGUUCUUCGGCUGACGGUUAUCACGAAAAUUCUAGGACCACCCGAGGACCAUUGUUCCAGUUACCCCUCCUUUACUGGUAGUGGUGGUGGUGCUGCUGCUGCGAAACAUCAUCGUUGAAGUGAUCAUCGAACCAGGUUUGCCGACAGGAUGGCUGCCCUCCUUCUCGGAAACUCUUUGGGUGGCAAUUGAUUCUGAAACGAGUAAGUAUAAUUUAUAUACACACAAAAAUGGAGGAAAACCUGCCGGAUUGUGCCACGAUUCACUGAAGUCACAAUCUCCCGCCGCAAUCAAACGCUUAUCUGGAGAAACAUCUCCUGCUGCUGAUCCGGGUGUCCAACACCGCCAACUCCGUUGCGAUUUUUGUGGCAACCUUGGUUGUGGUUGUAGAACCAGCCUUCUCCGCCGCCGGAAUGUCCACCGGAGUGAUCUUACCAUGAACCGCCACCACCGGGAGAAUGCAUUCUCCCAUUAGACCGACUUUUCGGCGACAAACAAAUUGCACCAAACACAACAACAAUCGUGCGCAAUGUCAAACCGUCAAACUGUCAAAUCAAUGUGGUCCAAAAAGAGGUGGCGAUGUUUUGAUCGAAAACAAUCGUUAAUUAAUUAAUUUCGGCAGUUAAUUAAUUAAAUUAUUUAAUUUUUUACUAUUGUCCCGCCCCUCGUUCGGGCGUGCACCAUUUGUAACGCCAUCUUUGCUUAAAAAUCUGGAUAUUUUUCACUGGGCCUCCCGCAUAAUCAAAUACCAAAGGUGAAACUGUCGAAAUCAUAUGAAAAUUAUUUCUGGUAUGGUUACCAUUUGUGAUAUUGUUGAUAUAAUGUCACGACCAUAUAACAAAAUUAAAAUGGUACUAUUUCCCGAAUUGUUACACUUAUCUUGACAUAUUCGAAUGGUUGAUUUUUUUUCCUACAAUUUAAUGAACGGUAUCUAUUCGUCAUACGAUUAGGAUGGUUCGAAACAGCUAUUGUUAGAACAUAAUAGUACUGUAGCCGGUAUGAUAAAAGUUAUGAUACUCGGUAUGAUUUAGUCAAAGAAACUUAAGCGGAAAAUUUCCUAAAUUUCCUAAGUCCUAAUAAUUGAAACAAUUGCACAACAAUUAAUGGUACGAUAUAAUUAUUCCUCAUAUGUUUGGUAUUAUUUCAAACAGUUUUUGUAUGAUUGAGCCAAAAAUGAAUUUUAGCGAAAAUUUUCUUAAGUCCCGAUGAUUCAAACAAUUGUUCAACAAUUCAUGGAGAAAUAUAACUUUUCGCCAUAUGGUAAGGAUUUUUCGGAACAGCUAUUGUUAAAACAUAAGGGUACCAUAGCCGACGUAGUAUUUUCAACUUGAAGCUCAGCGAAAAACUCUUAAGUCCCAAUAAUCCAAACAAUUGUACAACAAUUCAUGGAACGAUAUAACUGUUCGCCAAACGCUUAGGAUUAUUUGAAACAGGUAUUGUAUGAUUGAGCCAAUUGAACUACAGCAAAAAAAAUCCUAAGUCCGAAUAAUUCAAAUAAUACUUUAACAAUUCAUGGAACGAUAUACCUGAAUUCAGCGAAAAUUUUCCUAAGUCCCAACAAUUCAAACCAUUGUUCAACAAUUCAUGGAACGAUAUACCUGAAUUCAGCGAAAAUUUUCCUAAGUCCCAACAAUUCAAACCAUUGUUCAACAAUUCAUGGAACGAUAUACCUGAAUUCAGCGAAAAUUUUCCUAAGUCCCAACAAUUCAAACCAUUGUUCAACAAUUCAUGGAACGAUAUACCUGUUUGCCAUAUAGUUUGUAUGUAAAGCUAAUUUAUUUUCGUGAUAAUUUUUAUAAGUCCAAAUAAUUUAAUCAAUUGAUUGACCAUUAUCAGAACGAUAACUGUUCGCCAUGUGAUUGGUCUAUAAUUUAUUUGUAUGGUUCUACCAUACAUGUUACGAUAUAUUUAUGAUAAAUUUUGAGGCCACAUUUCAUAAUAAAAUGCAUUUUAAACCGCCAAACGUAAUGUAACUGAGAUAGCUCAAUUAGAUAAGGCGGCAGCACCACGGAAGAAUCAACAGGAGACAUCAUCAUCAAGCGGUAACAAAUCCCGGACAUUACAAAAAAAAAAAACGCUCACCAUUAAUAAUCAUAUACUUACCAUUCCCAUUAAAUCCAUAGUUCCCAGAACAUUUGUAAAGUUUAUUUUUUGGCUCCUCCCUUUUAAAUGGUGUCGGUAAGUGUCGGUAAAGCAGUUCACCAUUUAAAAUCAUAUUUUAUUAAUUUGUGGUACGGUUCACAUAAAAUAAGAAUUGAACAGUUUGGGGUAGGGUAUGACUAUGAUCCACGAAAAAAAUCCCUUGUAAAAAUGUAUUGUAACAUUACCUAACGACCUAUUUAAUAAAUUGUAGGAUUGUUUGGGGAAUGGAAAAUGUACGGUUGCACCCUAUUUGGUGUAUUAUUAAGAUCAUUUAGGAAAAAUCAUUCGACAAAUGGUGACUGUAUGGUUGUUGACUAUGCGGGCU
This is a messenger RNA of Culex pipiens pallens (northern house mosquito), 3560 nucleotides long. RefSeq lists its product as uncharacterized. The record is from RefSeq and is a predicted model, not a curated record. NCBI's taxonomy places the organism in Eukaryota, Metazoa, Arthropoda, Insecta, Diptera, Culicidae. The transcript has 2 exons. The coding region runs from base 377 to 841 and encodes 154 amino acids.